CUCCCAUUUUGCACGCAGUUUGCAGCCAGACGGACACAUAGCCAGCCAAGAUGCCUAUGUUCGUGGUCAACACCAACGUGAGCCGGGACGCCGUGCCCGAGAGCCUCCUCGGCGAGCUCACCCAGCAGCUAGCCAAGGCGACCGGCAAGCCAGCCCAGUACAUCGCCAUCCACAUCGUGGCUGACCAGCUGAUGUCCUUCGGAGGCUCCUCUGAUCCCUGUGCCCUCUGCAGCCUCCACAGCAUCGGCAAGAUUGGCGGGCAGCAGAACAAGGCCUACACGAAGCUGCUGUGUGAGCUGCUGACCAAGCACCUGCACAUACCUGCAGACAGAGUCUACAUCAAUUACUGCGACAUGAACGCCGCUAACGUGGGUUGGAAUGGCUCCACCUUUGCCUAGUCUGCUCCUUCCUGCACAGCCACCUGGUGGACCUGCUGCCCCCUUGUGUUUGCUGGCAAUCACUACCACCUUUUCCUUUCUCUUCCCCCGCUCCUCUCGAUGGUUCUUUUUAGCAGAGCCUGUUGCAUGUAUCCAGUUGCUGAAAUGCAAAUAAAAGCUCUGGCGGAAGCUG
Molecule: messenger RNA, 570 nt
Organism: Lacerta agilis (Sand lizard)
Lineage: Eukaryota; Metazoa; Chordata; Lepidosauria; Squamata; Lacertidae
Gene: MIF
Product: macrophage migration inhibitory factor
Exons: 3
Coding region: 51-398 (115 amino acids)
Molecular function (GO): phenylpyruvate tautomerase activity; cytokine activity
Source: RefSeq, a predicted model, not a curated record